AAAACCCACCGCAACAAAUAAAUACGGCAGAUCAAUCACUCGAAUCGAUCGUUCGAUCCAGAGAGAGAGAGAGGCCUUCCUUCAACCUUAGAUCCACAGAGUCAAACCCUAGAAAUCUCGAAGGAGGGCCUGAACCAAACCCUCGAGAAUCUCAGCACGUUUUAAAGCUAGGGCUUUGCUGGAUGGCCUCCGAUCAGUCCGUUGCCGUUGGAUCUCAGCCUCCGCCUUCAGUGGUUGGAAACGCGUUUGUUCAGCAAUUUUAUCGAAUCCUUCAUCAGUCGCCUCACCUCGUUCAUCGAUUCUACCAAGAAAGUAGCAAGCUUGGCCGCGUUGAUGGAAACGGCGUCAUGGAUUCAGUCACCACUUUGCAAGCAAUUCAUGAGAAGAUAGUAGCAUCAGGUCAACUUACAGCAGAGAUCAAGACGGUGGAUGCUCAAGAUUCACUUAAUGGUGGUGUUAUUGUUUUGGUGACUGGGUAUCUCACUGGGAUUGAUUUGGGUCGGAAGAACUUUACCCAGACAUUCUUCCUUGCACCGCAGGACAAAGGCUACUUUGUUCUGAAUGAUAUCUUUAGAUAUGUGGCUGAAGGUGGUCACCAGAUGGAGAAUGCAGAGUUCGCGAAUGGAACUUUUGCAUCAUUAUCAUCUGAACAACGUAUAACUUAUUCUCCUCCCCGGGAGCAAGCAAUUCAGGAGCAAAUGCCACCUCCAAAAUUGGAGGAGGAAGAAAAUGGGGAGGAAGUGUACAACCCUCCACAGGAACAGGAGGAUCCUGCAAUUGUGGAGGAAGCUCCUGAAGAAGAGGUGGUUGAUGAAGUUUCGAGCAUUCCACAGAUGGUAGUUGCUGUGGCAACUCCUGCCUCUACUGUUCAUGAAGAGGCACCUAAGAAGUCAUAUGCUUCGAUUGUGAAAGUUAUGAAAGAGAAUCCGGCUCCUUUAUCAGUUCCUAAUCCUUCUCCUGCAAGGCCGAAACCGGACAGGCAUUCGACUGUUGCUCCUAGACCAGCUCAGGUGCCUGAGCCUCCUGCGGAUAGAUCUAAUGGUGCCGAGGACAACAAUCCUCAAGAGGCGGAAGCUGAUGGUUAUUCAAUAUAUAUAAAGAGCCUGCCUUUGAGUGCUACACCUGCACAACUUGAAGAAGAAUUCAAGAAAUUUGGUCCUAUUAGACCUGGUGGAAUACAAGUCAGAAGCCAUAAGAUGCAAGGGUUUUGCUUCGGUUUUGUACAAUUUGAGGUGGCUAGUGCAGUGCAAAGUGCAAUAGAGGCUUCCCCAGUUGUGAUUGGCGGUCGUCAAGCUUUUGUUGAGGAAAAGAGGCCCACUGCUCCAAGAGCCAGUACCAGAGGGAGAUCAGCUCCUGGUAGGGUUUCUGGGUUUCGCGGUGACGGACCUAGAGGACGUGGAAGCUAUGGCAGUGGGAGGGGUAGUUUCGGAAGAGGUGAUUAUAACAACAGGGGCGAUUUUGGUAACCGAGGUGGUGGUAGAGCAAAUCAUGGAGGUGAUGUCGGGUAUCAUAGUGGUGGCCGUGGAAACCGUUCUGGUUCUUUUACAGGAAAUUCAUCUCCCAAAAAUGUUGCCCCUGGGGUGCCUGCUCCUGCCUAGAUUAGAUAGUAUCAAGCUAUCUUUUAGUUGUAGGGUUUUCCUUUUCUUUUUCCUUUUUUUAGCCUUCCAUUUUUCUGAGAGGUUGCCAUUCAUCAGGUAUUGAGAUUGUAUACAUGCCAAUUUUCUCCUUUUGUUUCAGGGGGCACGAGGCAUUGAAGCUAAGUUUGUUUAUUUUUUUUAAUUACACCGUGUGGUUCUAUUGAUCUUUUCUAGCAUACGGGUAUUGGAUGGAAUUUCUUUACAAUUUAUUAAUUUAUAUUAACAUUGGUAUUACUUA
This is a messenger RNA of Asparagus officinalis (garden asparagus), 1875 nucleotides long. RefSeq names its product ras GTPase-activating protein-binding protein 1-like. The transcript is spliced from 9 exons. The record is from RefSeq and is a predicted model, not a curated record. Gene Ontology annotation, molecular function: mRNA binding. Bases 183 to 1598 code for a protein of 471 amino acids. NCBI's taxonomy places the organism in Eukaryota, Viridiplantae, Streptophyta, Magnoliopsida, Asparagales, Asparagaceae. Gene Ontology annotation, cellular component: cytosol; ribonucleoprotein complex.